Misgurnus anguillicaudatus (oriental weatherfish) is the source of this 3319-nucleotide messenger RNA. It is a transcript of the gene wnt10b, whose product is annotated as wingless-type MMTV integration site family, member 10b. Gene Ontology annotation, cellular component: extracellular region. The record is from RefSeq and is a predicted model, not a curated record. Lineage: Eukaryota; Metazoa; Chordata; Actinopteri; Cypriniformes; Cobitidae. Gene Ontology annotation, biological process: neuron differentiation; multicellular organism development; canonical Wnt signaling pathway. Gene Ontology annotation, molecular function: frizzled binding; cytokine activity.
AUGCUAAGCCAUGGUUUUAAACUAUAUAGAAAACGCGAAUUACUUAUUUGAUAAGUAAAAAAGUGACAGUAUAACAGAAAGACAGUGCAGUAAUAGGCUACAGCAAGUUGUCACAUUUAUAGGAACCGCAGGCACAGGUGUACAGUAUAUUGAAUGUGCAAUAUACACCUGUAUAUCGAAAUUGUGCACUAAUAGCCUCAUUUAUUCUAAUAGAUGCAUUGUUUAGUCAUAUUCAAGGUCAUUCUGUCAAUAUUGCAUCCUUAAAUAGGUUAGAUAAGUUUAUUGUUGAAAUCCUAUACCGAUUUAUUCCGGAUUUAUGAAUCCCAUUCAGCAUAAACAAUAUAUUGUUGCGGAUGACGAUGGUCACAAUCAAUUUUAAGACAUUGCAUAGGCGACAGUUUGACAGGCCUUUUCCCAUCUUGUUUAAAAACAAGCGCUCUAGGCGGCGUUUGGCCAUCCUAACUGCGCCCCCUCCUCCUCCUCCUCAGUGACAUACAGCUCCCGUCCCAAACUUCAUCACAUGCUGCCUUCUAAACUACCAGAUCCACACAGAAACAACUGAAGUCAUCCGUACUUUACAGUUCGCCGAGAGAUCUUACAGGUGUUUUAAUGUCCCGUCGAGAAAGGCUUGCAUCGAAAUGGAGUUAUCCCAUAGACAGCGUUUGGGACAAGUCCUGAUUUUGGCUGCUGCACUUCUGUCACCUGCUUUCACGGUCCUGGGCAAUGACAUCCUUGGCCUGAAGGUGGCAGGAGAGCCAGUGCUUACCCCCAAUGCAGUGUGUUUACGACUGGCGGGCCUGAGCAAAAAACAGAUGCGUUUGUGUGUGCGCAGUCCUGAUGUCACAGCCUCUGCUCUGCAGGGCAUUCAGGUUGCUAUUCACGAAUGCCAGCACCAACUCAGAGACCAGCGCUGGAACUGCUCCUCCCUGGAGAACCAUGGCAAGCUGCCCCAUCAGAGUGCCAUUCUCAACAGGGGUUUCAGAGAAAGCGCCUUUUCGCUUUCUCUGCUCGCCGCAGGUGUAGUGCACUCGGUGGCUUCGGCUUGCAGCUUGGGUAAGUUGCAAGGGUGCGGCUGCGAGGCGAAGCGACGAGUUGAUGACGACAAAAUUCGUCUCAAGUUAACCCAGCUCCAACUUCAGACGUUUCAGAGGAGUGGGAUGACCAUAGCGGGUGCAGGGGAGAACACACCUGAAUUCCACAGUGGACUUCCAGGCAGUCUAGGCUCCUCCCACCCUGUCAGUCUUCUCAAACCUAUACCGGAUGAAGUCUCAACACUGCAAGAUACCUGGGAGUGGGGAGGCUGUAGUCAUGACGUCCGUUUCGGUGUACGAUUUUCCAGAGACUGGUUGGAUUCCAGAGGAUCUCCUCGUGAUAUACAUGCCCGUAUGCGGAUCCACAAUAAUAGAGUUGGCAGACAGGUAGUUACUGACAACAUGAGGAGAAAGUGCAAGUGCCAUGGCACAUCCGGCAGCUGCCAGUUCAAGACCUGCUGGUACGUCUCUCCUGAAUUUCGGCUCGUGGGAUCACUGCUGCGAGAGAAAUUCAUGACUGCCAUCUUCAUAAACUCUCAGAACAAGAACAACGGUGUGUUCAACUCUCGUGCUGGCGGAUCCACCGGCUCAGAGCAAAUCAGGAGCCGGCGGCGAAGCAUCACUCGAGAGUUGGUGUACUUCGAGAAGUCUCCCGACUUCUGCGAUCGCGAGCCGGCGGUGGAUUCGCUGGGCACGCAGGGUCGGAUCUGCAACAAGAGCAGCCCCGGCAUGGACGGCUGCGGGUCGCUGUGCUGCGGCCGUGGACACAACAUCCUCAAACAGGCACGCAGUGAACGAUGUAACUGUCGCUUUCAUUGGUGCUGCUAUGUGCUCUGUGACGAGUGCAGGGUGACAGAGUGGGUUAAUGUGUGCAAGUGAACAUGUCCAUUUCAUUUGGAGCAAGAUGCAGUAACCUGUACCCUGUCAUGCUCAAUGUGACCGCCUGUGUGUUUUGCUCUCCCACUGUGUCUGUUUAUUCGUUUUUCUCCUUUCUUUAACCUCGAUCAUCUGGGAUCUAUUUGCGUUGUGUUGCUGUUGUUAUUCUGAAAAUGCCAAGUCAGGGAUUGAAGAGGAGGUGACUCAUGUCAUUUGUCUUUUUUUCUCAUUUUGGAAUCUUCAGCCUGUAAAACCAAGCAAAUGCCUCAAAUGGCAUCUACGGUCCUUAAAUAAUCCGUCAGGACAGCAGGAACAAAUUAUUCAAUGCAAAAUACUGUAUAGGCAUUGCAUUGGUCAAUCCUUUAUACAUUCGGAAAAGUGCACUUAAUGUUCCUUGCCUUAGCAAUAAAUGUAAGAAGUUUUGGAUGAUGAAACAGCAGCUUAGUUGGGGUGAGUGUUGAGUAUCAAUGGCUGUGAUAAUAAGUUGCAUCGUCUCAAAACAUUUCAUAUAUAUAUAGGGAAGCAGCGCUUUUGGGAAGUCUGGAAAAAAUCUCGGCAAGGGAUGGAGAAUGUUCUUUGCUUAGUGCUCUGACUUUUGUUGGAUUUUAUGAAAACCAGGAAAAUCGAGAAGUUGAUAUGCUGCGUAACCCCAUCCUAACCCCCAUGGAGGCCGACCAAUCAGAGCGAGGAGACGGACAGCGAAGGAACGACUGGAGAACACUUGUGCCUCCUGUGGAUUUUUCGCAGCUGAUUAGAAACAGUCACAUCUCAUCUCAAAGAGGAACUGGUGAACAAUAUUGGAUGCCAGAUGCCUUUGAUGCGAUGAUGGAAGACAUUCAUACACUCAAGACCUACGUUAAAUUGUAUUUAAACAGCUGCCGUCGUACUUACAAUCAUAUUCAUCAAACCAAUGUUUAGGAUUUUUAACCUUUUAUCAUUCGUGCGGCAAUGCUUAGGAAAUCAAAUUAAUCAUAAAGAUAAAUUAACUUACAUUUAUUACCCCUUUUUAUCUUUUUGAAGAGUGUAGAGAAUGUAUUAUUGUAAUAUGUUGUACAAUUUCUAAGAAAGCCUUACUUUUUUGUAAAAAGAUUUCGUGCCUGGUUUAUUGUCUGUAUUAUUAAACUGGCUUUAGAACCAGGAAGACCAUCUAGAAUUAAGCUGGAAAAUAGAUUGGGGUAUUAAAUAUAAUUCUUCUCUUCUGGAGGUUUCUUAGUAUAACUGACCUCUCAUUAUGGGCAAGAGGGAUAUGGCUUUCUUAAAAGGUUUUAUAAGCCAUAUAGAGGAAGGAACCUGUCUUAGAGGGAUCAUCUGUCUAAAGUUGACAGCCUGUUAAGAUUGCACCAUGUGCUGCUGAGUUCUGUUUGUCCUCGUCUGUGACUUAACUAAACACAGAUAUGCUGUACUAAUACGUC